Poecilia latipinna (sailfin molly) is the source of this 3364-nucleotide messenger RNA. RefSeq names its product mitochondrial uncoupling protein 2-like. Bases 1199 to 2143 code for a protein of 314 amino acids. The transcript is spliced from 6 exons. Gene Ontology annotation, biological process: transmembrane transport. NCBI's taxonomy places the organism in Eukaryota, Metazoa, Chordata, Actinopteri, Cyprinodontiformes, Poeciliidae. The record is from RefSeq and is a predicted model, not a curated record.
GCUAUGGGAGACUAAAGAAUUUCUCAAACAUUUAUGAAAAAAACAAGGCAAAACUCCAGGUAUGUUUUUGAUGGGGUAAUAACAUAAAGCAUGAUGUAAAGAUCAAAAAAGUCAAUUUUACAUCAUACUUUAAAUAUGGAAAAAUGUUAAGUAAUUCCUUUUCACAAAACCACCUUUAGUACCUUGACAUAUUGUUUCACCUCCACUCCAAAUGCUUCGUACGACACAAGUUUGCCGGUAGAGCAGCACUGGUCUUCUCCUUACAUUCCUCUUGGCACAAUUUCUUUACAUGGUUCAGAUCUCGAUCAUCUUCAAUGCUCGUAUCCAUAGUUCUCUUCAGCUCUUGUCACAUAUCUGUUACCAGAUUUAGAGGGCUGAUAUCAAGGGAAAAUGUUUUUUUUUUUUCUUUUUGUGGACUUUCAAAGAGAACCACAGCACUCCAGAACUGUGAACUACCCAACGGUGGUCUUAAAAACUCACCCACAUAUUUUUUAAAAAAUUCAGGGUUGUUUUUUUCCUCUCUACCUCUGAAAAAAAUUGAUUUAAUUAAAGGUUUGAUUUUUCAAUAUCUUCUAGAGUGAAGUUAUGCAACCAUAGUUGCCAUAACCUCAGUAAUUAGUCAUAAUAAAUUAAUUUUUAGCUUCUGUAAUUAUUGCAUUUAAAAUUGAGUUUAUAUUGAGCUGAUACUCCAACCUGCGACAAAACAUUUCUGGUUUAAACCAGCGUGUCACCAGUCAGACCAGCUGUCAAACCUUUGCGUCAUCAAGCAGGUGAGUUGGGUGUUAAAAACACGCCCACCGGCAGCCAGACGGUUGCUAUUUUGUUCAGGCGUGUUCUGCACACUGUGUUCAUUUUGUUUGUUUUUCUUUUUCUUCCUUUUUUUUUCUGGAGAGGCAGUGCAACAGUCUCAGAAAAAUCAGUUAACACCGUCCCAUCAGGUUCUUAUGCCCGGGCAUCUGAUUUUAUCUGUUCGCCUGCUUUCAGUUCUAAGUCGCAACAAGUAAUGGCACAAGAAGAGAACUCUACUUUAAUAAGACACAUUCUGUUUAUUACCUGGAACAUGAUUGUUUGCUUCAAUUUGUUAUCGGUCAUAAACUCCUGAAAGGAUCCGGUGUUAACUUCAGAUUUUGGGAUGACUGAAAGCUUUGGAUUGAUUUUUGCUUUUUAAAGACUGCAUUGAUCCUUUACCGUUUUGAACAUGGCAGGAGGAUCAGCAGCUGACUUGGCACCUACAGCUGCUGUCAAGAUUUUUUCAGCUGGAAUAGCUGGCUGCGUGGCUGACCUGGUCACCUUCCCGUUGGACACCGCCAAAGUACGACUGCAGGUCCAAGGAGAAUCGAAGGACCUCCCUAAAGGCCAGAAGGCGACGUACAGAGGUGUAUUUGGCACCAUCAUCACCAUUGUGAGGGCCGAGGGGCCGAGGAAUCUGUACAAUGGGCUCCUGGCGGGGCUGCACCGUCAGAUGUGCUUUGCCUCCGUCCGGAUUGGUCUGUACGACACCAUGAAGCUGCUUUACGCCCACGGAGCAGAGAAUCCUGGACUCGGGACCCGACUGCUGGCAGGCUCCACCACCGGAGCGAUGACGGUGGCUUUUGCUCAGCCCACCGAUGUUGUAAAGGUCAGAUUCCAGGCGCAGGCCCACCAGCCAGAGAACGGCUCUGUCAAGAGGUACAGCAGCACCACCGAUGCCUACAGGACCAUCGCCAGGGUGGAGGGCCUCAGAGGGCUCUGGAAAGGCUGUCUGCUGAACAUAGCUCGUAAUGCCAUUGUGAACUGCUCCGAGCUGGUGACUUAUGACAUUAUUAAAGAGCAGAUCCUGAAGAACAAACUGAUGACAGACAACAUGCCGUGUCACUUCACUGCCGCGUUCGCCGCAGGUUUCUGCACCACCGUGGUGGCCUCUCCGGUGGACGUGGUGAAAACCCGCUUCAUGAACUCCGUGCCCGGGCAGUAUGGCGGCGGCACCAACUGCGCUCUGACCAUGCUGUUUAAAGAGGGGCCCUCGGCUUUUUACAAGGGCUUCAUGCCGUCGUUCCUUCGCCUGGGGUCCUGGAACAUAGUGAUGUUUGUCAGCUAUGAGCAGAUUCAGAGGGCCGUGGUAAGACUUCAGCGGUCCUGGGAGUCUCGCUUCAGAACAGUUUGACUGAACGAAGCUGUGCAGCUGGAUCUGCAGCAGCGCUGAGAGUGAACGGCCAAUCUGAACCUUGUACCUCACCAGAGUGGGCAAGCUGCAGGUUUGAUUGAUGAUUACUAUUUUAGGUAAUAAUCGGAAACAGUCGUUUGUUUUUCAACUGAGAUUUAUCAUUUUGGAGAAACUCUGACUCUAAGAAACUUAUUCUCAUUUUGGUCCCAAAUCAAGACCAUGAAUGUCCUCACGGCCGGUUGUGCCAGAAUGUAUUGAUAAAACCCAUUUACAAACUUUUCAAAUAUCAAUAAAUGUCAGUGUCAAUAUGUGUCUUAAAGUUAAAUAAUGAUUUUUUUUUUUUCAUGUUGAUCUCCCUCGGUAGGAUUUCAUAAUUAGGCCCGAGCAGCUAAGCGCUGCGAAGGCCUAUUGUCAUUGUUUUUGUAAUUUUUCGCCAUCAAAUUCACAGAUUUGAUGGUGCUGCUUUAGAAAUAUUUGUAAAUAAUUUAGUAAUAUUGGUGCUUAUGUAUGACUUCAAAUGUGACUCUUCAUUACUUGCCAUAUCGAUUAUGAACUGUCACUUGACAUCAAGUAAGGCUGAGGCAACUGUGUCAUAAAAGUAAGAAAUGCUGCCACCUUCAGGUAGCAGUGGCUUCAAUCCAAUGUUUUUGACUAUUUUUGUAGAAAAUUUGCAAUAAAACUCAGAGUUUUCCUUUAGCCCAAAAAAAUGUGGUGAUCUGUUGAUUGGACAUGGAUUUCUGUGAUCACUGAAUUAUGAAAAACUGGAAGAAAUGAUUGAUGUUCUUUGGAAUCUAACGUCUGGACGGCCAAAUAAUAAUCUUAGUAAAAAAGAAUAAAGAAUUGAGUAUCUUAAGCCGGAAUUUUAAAAUAUUAAAGUAAGCAUGUUAGCCCAGUUAAAAUCUUUCUGAAUCAUUUUUUUCUGAUUCUAAAAUGACACAGACAUGGAAUAUUUCAGAGUAUAUUUACUUCUUCAAGCUGAACAGGAUAACAACGGGUUCUGAUGUUAAGUGCAUUUUUCACAUUUUGUACCUCAGACCUCAUGAAGAAUUCAGCAAGAGGAAGUUCUUUUAAAAAAACUAAAUUGUACAUUAUGUACAUAAGAAAAAGAAGUUUAAAAUUGCAAUUUGCUGCUUGAUGUUGAUCCUUUUUUUGCUAAAGAAACUGUUUCAAACUGUUUUUGAAAAUGCAAAAAUAAACAAGACUAAAGAUAUGUGUUGGUCG